This is a messenger RNA of Nerophis lumbriciformis (worm pipefish), 327 nucleotides long. The record is from RefSeq and is a predicted model, not a curated record. Lineage: Eukaryota; Metazoa; Chordata; Actinopteri; Syngnathiformes; Syngnathidae.
AUGGCUGGUACAAUUGCACGUAAAGCUAUUGACCAUCUGAGGAGCAAAGAAUUCAGGGACUAUUUGAUGAGGUAUCAUUUUUGGGGUCCAGUAGCAAACUGGGGCCUCCCCAUAGCUGCUUUCAGUGACAUGAAAAAGAGUCCCGAGAUUAUCAGUGGCAGGAUGACCUUUGCUCUGUGUUGUUACUCGCUGCUGUUCAUGCGUUUUGCCUACAAAGUGCAACCCCGCAACUGGCUGCUGUUUGCUUGCCAUUUGACCAACGAGUCUGCACAGCUGGUUCAGGGUGGUCGGCUCAUUAAGUACAACCUAGAGAAGAAGACAUCUUAG